AUGGCUGUAGAAUUGGUAGGUGGAGCUAUUCUGUUUGCUGGCCUUGAGGUGGUGUUUAACAGGCUGCUUUCUGCUGGAGUGGUGGACUACCUGAAAGGACAAAGACUCAGUGAUGAGCUGAUCAGCAAUUUGAAGAGAGUAGCAUUAGCUAUUAAUGGAUGGCUGAGUGAGCUUGAAGAUGCCUCCUAUGAUGCAGACGAUCUCUUGGAUAAGAUUGCUACUCAUGCUUUGAAAUCCAAGGUAGAAGGUGCUGGUUCAACAAAGACCAAGACAAGUAAGUUACUCAGCUCCGCCCUUUCCAUUGGAGCUCGCAGAUUAUAUAAUACUAGAGAUAUGAAGAACAAGCUUGAGGAGAUUUUUAAAAGUAAGAAACCAAGACCAAGAUCACAGACGACAUCUUUGGUAGAAGAAUCUGAGGUCUUUGGUAGAGAUGGGGUUAAGAAUGCUAUAAUUAACUUGUUUCUAGUAAAGGAUGAGGGUGGUAAGGAGGUUUAUGUGAUUCCCAUAGUAGGCAUGGGAGGGAUUGGUAAAACCACUCUUGCUAAAUUAGUGUACAACGAUGACAAAGUUAAGAAUCACUUUACGCUCAAAGCAUGGGUUUAUGUUUAUGAAGAGUUUGAUAUUUGUAAGGUAACAAAAUCAAUCCUUACUGCAAUAACUUCAUCAAAUUCUUAUGAUCAUUGGGCCAAUAACCUUGAUUUGCUUCAAAGUAGGUUAAAAGAGGAGCUAGUGGGAAAGAAAUUUUUGAUUAUUUUAGAUGAUGUGUGGACUCAGAAUUACGAUGAUUGGAAGGCAAUGAGUUUACCUUUUAACCAUAGGGCUCAAAGAAGUAAAAUUAUUAUAACAACACGCAAUGAAGGACCUGUAGACAUGACAGUCAAUAUUCCAACUCGAUUUCAGCUUAAGUCCUUGAAUGAGGAAGAUUGCUGGCAAAUGUUUGCAAAGCAUGCAUUUGAUAAUAUUCGAGAUUCUAGUGUACGUCAAAACUUGGAACCAACCGAUAAAGAAAUUGGGAGAAAGUGCCAGGGAUUGCCAUUAGCUAGUAAAACAAAUGGAGGACUCUUGCGCUUUAAAGAAGAUGUUGGGGAAUGGGAAAAAAUAUUAAGGAGUGAGAUUUAG
Molecule: messenger RNA, 1119 nt
Organism: Ziziphus jujuba (common jujube)
Lineage: Eukaryota; Viridiplantae; Streptophyta; Magnoliopsida; Rosales; Rhamnaceae
Product: putative disease resistance RPP13-like protein 1
Exons: 3
Coding region: 1-1119 (372 amino acids)
Biological process (GO): defense response to other organism
Molecular function (GO): ADP binding
Source: RefSeq, a predicted model, not a curated record